AUGUACUGUACAGUACUACCGUUCGCGCAUGCAUGCAUUAUGGAGGCCAACGUAAUUGAUUGACUGAACGGAAUCCGAAACUGCGAAAGUGUUUGUCAUGCAAUUCUUCCAUGGUCAUGUUAAGUUAAAUAGGGUUAGUUUGAUAAAAAAUCUUUUGAAAAGGGGGAGUAAAUAAGCCAUCGUUUUUGGCGAACAACGAUCAUGACGAUGUAACGAAUAAACGAUGACGAGAAAGGCUCAUGAUUUUGGACAGGUUUGUAAUCGGAACCACCAAGUUCUCAGUGCCGAGUGAGGAUGAUGUCCCCCUACUCACCCGAGGUCUUCUUCUUUGACCAGAAGAUCAUCCUGAAGCGCAAGAAGCGCCGGCGGAAACACCCGGAUGAGCUACCACGCAGUCUGCGCUUUGCCAACCUCAACCCCCGGCUGGCCGCCUUCCUGUCCAGCCAGGAGCGGCAGAAGAACAAGAAGGCCCAGGAGGGGGAAGGCGGCGGGGAGGAGGGGGGAGGCGAGGACGGGAAAGGGGCGGAUGGCUUCCUCAAGCGCCACGGCCGGAGGGGAAGCCUGGACAGUCUCGACGAGGGGGAGUACUCCCAGCGGCAGAUGUACCACGAGGCGGUGGUGGCAGCGCCCACCCUCCUGGUCCAGCUCGCCAAAAUCCUGUACCUCUUUGAGAACGAGCAGUUGGACCUCCCGCGGGAGCUCGUCAACUACCUUCAGAGCGGCUACCGGGAGUUGAUGACCGAGGUCCAGUACACGCGAUACGAGUGGCAGUGCCCCGAGAACGUCCCCCGAGAGGAUGCCAGGGGGGACGGGGAGGGAGGGGCUAAGAAGCAGUCGGAGGGGGACCAGCACCAGGACGAGGGGGAGGGGGAGAAGUCAAGGAAGCGGGCGCGGAAAAAGAAAGCCGAGGAGGGUGAGGAGGAAGGGAAGUCUGGGACUCUGUCAGUGAUGGAAAGCACCAUUGGGAGCACCAUGGGGAGCGUCCGGGAUGCGCAAGGGGGAGCCAGCAGUGCUGCAAUGGGCUCAUCAUCACAACGAAUUAAAGCCAAGAUGGAGAAAAGCAAAGUGGACCGGAGGGCAUCUACAAGCACCUCCAACCGGGUAUCAGUCGCUGGGAAGAUGGGUGGAGAUACAGGCACGGUCAUUGGAGAAGCACAAUCUGAAGCGGUACACCAGCCCAACUUCUUACAGGUCCUCAGUUUCUCCAUGUCCUCCAAGGUGUGCGAGGAGAAGGGCUGGAUCCUGGAGAAGGAGGAGUCCGAGAAAGAGUUUGAGCAGCGGACCGUUCUGGAAUGGGCGCGGGAGAGGUUGCAGCAGGCCAUGGCUUUAGCGAAAGAGCAACUGCAGCGAGAGAAGGACUUAGGCCGGGACCGGCCGCUGUUUCUGCGUUACUAUGGUGAUGCCAAGCGGGAAGCCAUGUUGAAGUACACUGGCAAGCGCGGGGGUAGCAAGCCGCAGAGUCACAGCGCGGGCCGGGUCAUCACGCCCAGGCUACCCCCGGCUGCGCUGAACCUGGGGAAUGUUCCCCAGCACAAGGUGAUCACGGGACUGCCGGACGGAACCAUGAAUGUCUUCUACCCCUCAGGUAAGCUGGCCAUCAUCCUGAGCAAGGCCGGUUUUGGCAGGCCAGGCUACUACACCAUUGCAUACAACGACAACGCCAGCCACGACAUGCUGGCCGAGUUUACACCCACGGGGAGAGGGAGUUGCUAUCACCCCAACGGAAUGGUCAGAUUUCUCAGCACCGAGAAAAUGGGCAUGCUUAUGGACGCGGAGGGCGUGGUUGUCCGCAAGUGGGCGUGGCCCCUGCCCCACCUGCGCAUGGCCACGCCGGUCUUCUUCCACCUCAACCACAACAUCAGCUUCCGCUGCUACAACCGGACCCAGAUGACCCUGACGUUCCUCUGCCACAAGGAGACCACCAAGAUUCAGGUGGGCCAGGUGCUGAUGGCGGUGGACCCUGUCACCCAGGAAGACUUUGGUUAUCUAGAGACUGAAGAGAACUUCCAGUCCAACGCCGCCAAGGAGAGCAUCAGGCCCCCUCCCGUCGUCAAGAAACCCACCAAGCGGGAGCCCCAGCGCUGGAAGGCCAAAGGCACGCCCAACGUGAACCCCAAGACGGCCAGGCUCAACGCCUUCAAGGAACAGGUGGCUGAGAUUGCCAAGAGCCUGGUGAUUGAGGAGAGAACGGAGUACGGGAUACCGGCCGAGAAGGAGCUGACUGUACUGGCCAGGAAAACCAGGGUUGCCUGCGAGGAUUGGAUGGACCACUACCGCAUCGCCGUCGGAAUGCAAUUCAUCAGCUCCGCGGCCCUAUCCAAGCGGCGGAAGCGGGGCGUCCAGUCGGCCAAGGCUGCCCCCACGCAACCCCUGGAGGAGGACGGUCUAGAAGGGCUACCCGCGGGCAAGACCCCGGCAGCCAAAGCCAGGGUGCCCUCCGCGCCGGCCAUCACGUCCCACAAGAAGCGACCCUUCAGUACCGUGUCGUCGCUGUCCAUGAGCAGGAGCAGUCGCUCGACGAGCACGCGGGCCACGGAGAGGCGAGAGCGCGUGCGCAUGAACGCGGAGGAUCACGGGGGCGGGUCAAAGCCAGGCACGCCCACAAAAUUCUCAACUAUCAGCGGGCAUGUGGCUGGCGGGGGCGAUCGAUCUCGUAGUCCAGCCAGCAGGGUUGCCAUGUCAACGGUCAGCGCGGACAGGAAGAAACCAUCUCCGCUUACCGGCUGCCCAAUUGCCUUCCGUGCUGAGAUGCUGGGCGACACCAUGGCCACGUGUCGCUGCAGCCGGCACCGCAUUCCGAGCCUGAACGACCUGGAGCUGGAGCGGUUCCUCGCUACCGAGGUGCCCCGCUCCCAGCUGGUCGUGGUCUGCAUGACGUCCUCACUGCUGCUGGAUGGCCUGCCCUGCGCCGACAUGCUGCUGGAGUUGUACGAGCGGCAGAACAGGAACAGAACCAAGCCGUGUUAUCAGAGUCGCAAUGAUCCUUACCGGCUGUUCUUGUACGACGUGGCAGUCGCAGCUCAGCACACCAGUAAUGACAUACCAGAACUCUUCACCCGACACAAUGCCGUUCCGGGGAUGUUUCUAAUCUACGCCAACUCCAGGCUCCUGUUCUGUGAUCACAUCUUCAACGGCUACGGCAACGCCAGGAAGGACUUCCAGAAGCAGAUGUUGAAAUCCAAACGGGAUGCCACGUUGGGCCGAAUACUGCCCCCUGACUUCCACUUCAGCCCCACCUAUGGCCGUCGGGGCCCCCGCUCAGCCUGGGGAGGUGAGAUCGGCGGGGCCAGGGAACGCCGGUUCUCUGGCUUCCCCCGGCUUCACUCCGGCCAGGCCAGCCAGCAGAGAUUGUCCACGUCCAGUCUGGACCAGAGCAGGUCAUCCAGCACUGUGACCAGCCUGGAGCAGAUCACGCUACUCAGGCCGGGCACGACAUCCAGGCAUGCAGAAAGCUCAGCAGCUGACUACAUGUCCCUGAAUCUCUCAUUCAACGGCAGUAUGCAAGUAGCUUCCUGAGGAGAGAGAUAAAAUGUGAGCCAUGUAAACGGCUGCUCACCCUUAAAGAUGUCACACAGAUGAGACUAUGAAGAACUUGAACUCUUGAACCAUGCAGCAUUUCAGGAAUUGAUGCGACAGCAAGGCUGGUUUGGAUGAAGAGCUAUGGACUUGGCGGGGCACGGCGAGUAAAAGGGAUUGACAAUUGACCUAUCGCCGUUUGCGAGUUAGCCACGCGCCUUAGACAACCCGAUGGAGCUUCUGUACACUAAAUUUUGUUUGUCUCAGAUUGUGGGCGUUCUGCGUUCCUUGUAUAUCAUGUAAUUGGACAAUAUUUCGCAAGCUGCGUUGACGCGAUUCUACUGCGAUAGGUCAAUACAGUUUGCAUCAUCCAGCAUUUGCCUCAAAGAGGCCACUUUAAUACAUGUACAACUAUUUGGUCGACUUCCUGCCUGUAUUUUCAUUGUUUAAAUGCGGGAUUUAUUCGGAAACCUCUCCAAAAAAAGUGAUGUUUACAAAAGAAUUUCAACUUGAUUGCGUGCAACGAACACAAAAGGUAACUACUUAAUCCUUGGCACCAAGUGCAAAAUGUAUACCGUUUGAUGUCUCCAAAUGGAUCUCAAACUUUUCCGAUGAUGCAUUUGCAGUUGAAGGAGGCUUUGUGAAAUACACUGGAGAGUAUACGAGGACAGGCAACGUCCUAGUUAUCCUGAAAUCUUAUUGUUUGCUUUGCGUCAUGAUGAUGCUGUCUUCCGCUUACGCCGCCCGCGGGUCGACGUUGUGGCAAAACAGAACAGUAGUUGACUGACAUUUCAGGAUCAAGCUGCGCCUGAGCUACGACCGUCGGGAACAUCAGUUGCCCAUUUUUGGCGACCUGAGUGUAACUGCAACAAUGAGGCAUGCGCACAACAGGUGGGAAUCAAUCCCAGUCGACCUGUGUGAAGUUACAAUGUCGUGCGCAAAGCAUAGCAUUAUAAUAAUUAUGGCAGGCAAAAGAGCACACUUGGUGAUGGAAGAUCGUUUUAUUGUUAUCAACACACGCACCGCCAUUUUGAAAAAGUCACUUGAUCACGCCUAAGCCGCAGAAAUUGUCAUCACUUCGUGGGCGUCAUGCAAUUGAGAUGCCGCCUGUUCCUCGAAAAUCACUCAAUUUCUCAUUGUUCUGACCCGAGCAUGAUUUUGUGCUUGAUGCCAGCGGUUCCGUCUCUGUGCAAGCAAAUCGCAGGUUGACCUGAGGUCAACUGUACACUGAUGGGCUUAUUCAAGUGUGCCAUCAUGUCAGGCAAACCCCUGCGGUUAGACAUGUGGAUCUUUUGACCCCUACAUCACAGGUCAGUCAGCCAAUGUGCAGGCUGAUCUCAGACUAGGUUUGUGCUGCUCAAGGCAGCUGUUCUGCGAUUCUCACAAAUUGCCGGGUAGAGAGGGAUAUUUUACCUGCUCUGUUCAAUGGGUCCUUUAGUUAUGGAAUCGGGUGGCAUGUGCGUCAAGCGCUCGCCUCUCACCAAGGUGACCAUGGUUCGAAUCCUG
Messenger RNA from Patiria miniata (bat star), 5022 nucleotides. RefSeq lists its product as uncharacterized. The record is from RefSeq and is a predicted model, not a curated record. The transcript has 15 exons. Lineage: Eukaryota; Metazoa; Echinodermata; Asteroidea; Valvatida; Asterinidae. The coding region runs from base 295 to 3516 and encodes 1073 amino acids.